Messenger RNA from Populus trichocarpa (black cottonwood), 2210 nucleotides. Its product is annotated as bifunctional riboflavin biosynthesis protein RIBA 1, chloroplastic-like. Gene Ontology annotation, cellular component: chloroplast. Gene Ontology annotation, molecular function: GTP cyclohydrolase II activity; 3,4-dihydroxy-2-butanone-4-phosphate synthase activity. The coding region runs from base 137 to 1807 and encodes 556 amino acids. The transcript has 7 exons. Gene Ontology annotation, biological process: riboflavin biosynthetic process. Lineage: Eukaryota; Viridiplantae; Streptophyta; Magnoliopsida; Malpighiales; Salicaceae. The record is from RefSeq and is a predicted model, not a curated record.
AUUUGCAAUAAAUUACUACUUGGGUUACUCUAUUUUUUUCCUUCUCUAGGUGUUUUUGAUGUUUUAAAGGACUUGCAUUUUAGGGGGUUUGCUGCCUUUUUGUGUCUCUGUGUGUUAAAAGAAACAAGCUUGGAAGAUGGCUUCCGUCAAUCUCUACUGUUCCUUCUUGGCCUCCUCCCGUUUACAAGGCCACUACACUGGUCUACAUUGUGUGUGUCCAUUCGUGAGAAGAGGGCACCUUACUUAUCUGGGCUCUGGUGAUCUUGCUAAAAAACUGUGCUUUAGUUUCAAACGUGAUGGUAGAGCUGGAGCUGGAGCCUCUUCCAUAUCUGGAGAGGGUGAUGUGCUAUCUUAUCCCAAUGAUAAUAUAGUUUCGGGACAGGAUAUGUUUGUGAACCAAUCACCUGGGGUUGAGUUACAACCUGAUGCUAUAGGUUUUGGAACAUUAUCAGCGGAAAUAACUCCUUCCACUGGUGGUUUCUUCGCUGAUAAUGAUGAAUAUGACCUCGAUCGUCCUACGGAAGGAUGUGCCUCAAUCCCAGAGGCCAUUGAGGAUAUUCAUCAAGGAAAGAUGGUAAUUGUUGUAGAUGAUGAGGACAGAGAAAAUGAGGGAGACCUUAUAAUGGCAGCAUCAAAGGCAACACCAGAAGCUAUGGCAUUCAUUGUCAAACAUGGAACUGGUAUAGUGUGUGUGAGCAUGAAAGCAGAAGAUUUAGAAAGAUUGGAACUUCCUUUAAUGGUAACUCAUAAGGAGAACGAGGAAAAACUGUGCACCGCAUUCGCUGUAUCGGUGGAUGCAAAACAUGGCACAUCAACAGGUGUCUCAGCUCGUGAUAGGGCAACAACCACAGUAGCUCUUGCCUCCAAAGAUUCAAAACCUGAAGAUUUCAAUCGCCCAGGCCAUAUUUUCCCACUCAAGUACAGGGAGGGUGGUGUUCUAAAAAGAGCUGGACACACAGAAGCCUCAGUUGAUCUUGCAAUGCUGGCUGGGUUGGAGCCUGUUGCUGUUUUAUGUGAGAUAGUGGAUGAUGAUGGCUCUAUGGCAAGAUUACCAAGGCUUCGUCAAUUUGCACAGGCGGAAAACUUAAAAAUCAUUUCAAUUGCUGAUCUAAUCAGUGAAAGAUAUAGGAGGAGAAGAGAUAGAUUGGUGGAGCUGGCUGCUGCAGCUCCAAUACCCACAAUGUGGGGGCCAUUCAAAGCCUACUGUUAUAGGUCAUUGCUGGAUGGGAUUGAGCAUAUUGCAAUGGUCAAAGGUGAAAUUGGGGGUGGGAAAGAUAUUCUGGUGCAGGUACAUUCCGAGUGCCUCACAGGCGACAUUUUUGGAUCAGCUAGAUGUGAUUGUGGGAACCAGCUAGCACUUGCAAUGAAGCAAAUCGAGGAAGCUGGCAGGGGUGUUCUGCUGUAUCUCCGUGGACAUGAAGGUAGAGGAGUUGGCUUGGGUCACAAGCUCCCUGCUUAUAACCUUCAAAUUGAUGGACGAGAUACAGUUGAAGCCAACAAGGAUCUGGGUUUACCUGUCGAUUCUCGCGAAUAUGGCAUUGGUGCACAGAUGUUGAGAGAUCUGGGUGUUCGAACAAUGAAACUGAUGACAAAUAAUCCAGCCAAAUAUGUUGGGCUCAAAGGCUAUGGUUUGGCAGUUGCAGGCAGGGUCCCCCUGUUGACACCAAUAACCAUGGAAAACAAGAGAUAUUUGGAAACUAAACGUGAAAAAAUGGGGCAUAUAUAUGGUUCAGAUAGUGGCCUUGUGAACGGUCUUAUCGGUGAAAACGAUAAUUCAACCACCGGCAGCCUGUCCGAUGGUGUAUGAUAUCCAAGGCAUAAGUGCUUCCUGCAGGUCUGUUCAAGGGAGUAAAAUGAAUAGUAAGUUCCAAUGUCUUUUUACCAUGAAAGAGAAAAUAAGCAUUCUUUGUUACCGUUGUGUUACUUACCUGUACUCCUUGGUUUUAGGAUGUAAAUAAUAAAUAAUAAUUAUGAAAUUAAUUUUUUUUCCUUGUGGUAAAGUAGGAGGCUGUAGUUUUUAUUCCGUGCUAUUGUAACAAACACGGAAUUGAGGAGUCCAAGUGCCAUUUGACGCUAACUGUUCCACAAGGAAUUAUUGUACAUAAAAGAAUCUUCACAUGGCCGCAUUUUGCUUGGCCUAAUUUUCAACCGGACCAUUAUAAUUAUAAUUUUAUUACCUAUAAUCUAAAUAGUGUGGUGUUUUCACCGAA